UGCUUCCAAACCCAUCCCAAGAUGGCGGAGAUCCCCCUGUACUUUGUGGACUUGCAGGAGGACUUAGACGACUGUAAAUACUUAUGUGGGAAUUACUGGGUCAUUGAUGGAUUUGAAGAUUAUGGUCCAGAUUGUGACAGCAUGAGGCUAACAGCCUUCUUGGAUGUCCCAAGCCAGGAUGACCUGCCCCCACUCACACGCCUGGAAAAGUACGCUUUUAGUGAAAACAUCUUCAACCGUCAGAUUAUUGCCAGAGGGCUGCUUGAUAUCUUCCGGGACUUCAGUAACAAUGAAGAAGACUUCUUAACAAUAAUGGAGAUUGCAGUCAGAUUGUCAGAAGAUGCAGAGCCCACAGUGAGGACUGAGCUGUUGGAACAGAUUCCUCCCAUUGCCAUUUUUUUACGAGAAAACAGACAAGAUUUUCCAGUGGUGUUUUCUGAAUAUCUCAUGCCUGUGGUAGUGAGGGACCUUGCAGACCCAGACAAUCAGGUUAGAAAAUCCAGUCAGGAAGUGCUGUUGAUUCUUCUGGAACAAGAUCUAAUUUUCCAGAGUGAUAUUGAAAACAAAGUAUGUUCGAUUCUGCUGGAACUGUCCGCCCCCGAGAGAGACGAUAAAUACAGAGCAGAAGCCAUGAGUAUCAUCUGCAAAGUGGCUUCAAUGCUGAGUAAGAGCACAGUUGAACGCCUGCUACUCCCUCGGUUCUGUGAACUGUGUGGUGACAGGAAGCUCUUUCAAGUUCGGAAGGUGUGUGCUACAAAUUUUGGUGAUGUUUGUCAUGCUGUUGGACAAGAAGCCACUGAGAAAUUUUUGCUCCUCAGGUUUUUCGAGCUCUGCUCAGAUAGUGUAUGGGGUAUGCGAAAAGCCUGUGCGGAAUGCUUCAUGGCUGUGUCCCACAACACCUCCCCAGAGGUCCGCAGAUCCCAGCUUUCGCCUCUCUUCAUCAGGCUCCUCAGUGACCCCUGUCGUUGGGUGCGCCAGGCUGCCUUCCAGUCCCUUGGGCCCUUCAUUUCCACCUUUGCAAACCCCUCCAGGGCUGGCCUGUACACCCGAGAGGACGGCACCCUGAGCAUGCAGCCACCAAGCCGGGAUCUGGGGGCUGACUUUCCCUCUGCCUCCCCUAACCCCGGCGCUUGUAGCAGCACCUCCCCCACCAGUUCAGCAAGUCCUGUGCAGAGAGAGCCAGAUCCACGUGUAGAAGGGACACAAGCAGACAUCAAUAUUUUCCUACGUGAUGAUAGAUCUUCCAAUGGCCUAACAGAAAACCCAAAGGAAGGUCCUGCUUUGGCUGGAGCUGAGCUGACUAGGCUUUCCCCAGAGGCCAGUGCCAUCUCCAAACUCCGUCCUACUGACGACUUCCUUGUCCGCGGCCAUCUAGAUAAGUCAGAUAAUGUAUUCAGUACUGUCCUGUAUUGGCGAACUCCUCUCCCUGACAUCAGCAAGGACAUGGAGCUGUUUCUGAGUGAGGCUGGGACUCAGGAAGUGGGUCCCGAGAGUGUGUACAACAGCAGCUGUGUGGCCAGGAGUGAGAUUCAGAAGGUCCUCAAGAGUUUACAGGCACAUACGAUGUGUGAUCCAGAUGUUCAAGUUCAAGUUCAGGUAUUAUCUGCUGCACUGAGGGCUGCACAGCUGGACUCCACAAAUGAACCUGAGAGCAGGCCACCAGAAGGUCUAAAUGAAGUGUCGCCUUCAGAUCCCAGCUCUGCCCCUGACAAUCAGAUCCCUCCGUCAGCUUCAUCAUCUCAGAAUGAGCUCUCUGUGGCCAGGAUAUUACAAAGCACAGAUCCUGGUGAUGCCCAUUGUGGAACCAGUGACCACUGGGAGACUCAGCAGAAGCUUGAACCCGCCACACUUGAGGAGAAUAAAUCUAAGUUACAGGAUGUAAUUCCUCAGUCAUUGCUAGAUGAGUUCGUAUCGAUGACGGACCCUGCUCGAGCCCAGACCGUGGACACUGACAUAGCCAAACAGUGCGCCUACAGCCUCCCUGGAGUGGCACUGGCCCUGGGGAGGCAGAACUGGCACUGUCUGAAAGGCACCUACGAAACGCUGGCUUCUGAUGUUCAGUGGAAGGUCCGGCGGACCCUCGCCUCCUCUAUUCAUGAGCUGGCUGUGAUUCUUGGUGAUCAGUUGACAGCAGCUGACCUGGUGCCCAUCUUCAAUGGAUUUUUAAAGGACCUGGAUGAAGUACGCAUAGGAGUUCUUAAACAUCUGUAUGAUUUCCUAAAGUUGCUCCAUGAAGACAAGAGGAGAGAAUAUCUUUAUCAGCUUCAAGAAUUUGUAGUGACCGAUAACAACAGGAAUUGGAGGUUUCGAUACGAACUGGCAGAACAGCUGAUCCUCAUUUUGGAACUCUAUAACCCAAAUGAUGUUUAUGAUUAUUUAAUGCAUAUUGCCUUGAGAUUAUGUGCAGAUAAAGUUUCUGAAGUUCGGUGGAUCUCCUUCAGACUAGUUGUGGCAAUUCUGCACAAGUUCUAUUCAAACAGUGAAAGUGCAUUGGGGUUGAACUUCAUCAAUGAACUCAUCAUAAGGUUCCGGCACUGUCCAAAGUGGGUUGGAAGGCAAGCUUUCGCUUUCAUUUGUCAGGCCGUGGUGAGCGAGCAGUGUGUCCCGGUGGACCAGUUUGUUAAGCACCUGCUUCCCAGCCUCUUGAGCCUCAAGUCGGAUCCUGUGCCCAACGUGAGGGUUCUGCUGGCCAAGGCCCUGCAGCAGACCUUGAUGGCAAAGGCAUAUUUUAGAAAUGCCGGUAACCCUCAUCUUAAAGUCAUUGAAGAGACUGUCUUGGCUUUGCAGUCUGAUCGGGACCAAGAUGUUUCCUUUUUUGCCACCCUCCAACCAAAGCGGCAGAAUGUUACUGACACAGAUGUACUGGAAAAGCAAAGUUAACUCCUCAGUAGUGAAUUGCUGCCUGGUGGUUUCAUGCUUGGGGCAUAUGGUUUGGAGCUUGCAGGGGAACUGACUAUUGCACCCAUUGAGGGAGAAGAGCUGUGUGAACUGCUCAGACCUUGCCGACCCCUUCCUGUUUGCAGCCAAGGAGCUGAGCCCCAGCAGGGGACUGACUUCCGGUGGCCAGGCUGGUGCUGUGCUGCCCACCCCUCCGGGCUGGAGUGGGGGCCAUUGUAGAGAUUGUGAGCCCGGUUGCUGGUGGGCAUCUGGCCUCUUCACGCCAUCAGACCACCUGCCAGCGAUGUUCUCUCUGACAGAUUGUUAUUGUCCCUUUGCCCAAAUCAAGUGGUUCAUUAGGAGCACUUUAGUCUUUAAUGGACUUGCAUAUUUACUUUCCUUAUGCUUUCCUAUAAAAUAGUUUAUGAUGUUAUAUUUUAUUUUUAACUGAAAUACUGUAUAUGUGUAAAUAACUGGACAGGAAGAAAAUAAUAUAAUAUUAGCCUCCUAUCAGUGAGCUGAACAAAUACGUCAUGUAAAUUUAUGCUCCACUUUGAGUCGCUGCAAAUAUAACCCAGCUCGUUUAUUUUUAAACAGUGAUAAAUCUGAAGAGUGAUUUAUGGCUUUCUAAUACUGUACUUUGAACGAUUCCUCACAAACUCACCCUCCCUCCUUUCAGGAAGUCUCCAUGGAGAUGUGGAUUGACCUUGAGAGAGGCAACACACUGAAAUAUUUUUCAUUUUUCUGUGGAUAUAUUGCCCUGUGUUUACGAACUCAGGAGGGAAAGUAAUCAUUGAGAUGCGUGGGUAUUGACUUUCUGUCUAAUGCUUUAAGAUCUUAACAAAAAAAUAAGAAACUGUAGUUCUGAUCAGAACUUGCUCAACAAUCCCAGCGAGGCAGGGGAGGGGGUAAAUCGUGCUCCUCCUCAGGCUGACUCAGGCACACAGACAGAUUUCCUGAUUAAGAUUUACACUAAGAGAAAGAUGUUCUGGAAUUUAAACUGGUUAUUCAUUAGCUAAUAAUUCAGGGCCCCAUAACACUUGACUCAAUUCUGUGCACAGGUGCUGCUGUUUUGUUUUGUUUUGUUUUUCUUGUUUCUACUUUUAUCUUUUCAAAGGUAGGCAGGGUCAGGAACUGGCUGUGGAGGGUAUGUGGGCCAUUUCUGGGUCCCCCUUUGAUCAUUUUCUUGUCUUUUUUAAAAUAAAAUUUCUGAAACUGUUGAAUUUUCUGGUAUACAGGAUAUCCCUUCUUCAACCCCCAAAUUUCAUUGAACGGAUUAUUUCAAAAAGAAAGGAAGUUAUCCAUACUGUGCCAAAGAAGAUAAGGGGUGUGUGUGUGUGU
Messenger RNA from Fukomys damarensis (Damara mole-rat), 4218 nucleotides. RefSeq names its product serine/threonine-protein phosphatase 4 regulatory subunit 1-like. The transcript has 21 exons. Gene Ontology annotation, biological process: protein dephosphorylation. Gene Ontology annotation, molecular function: protein binding; protein phosphatase regulator activity. NCBI's taxonomy places the organism in Eukaryota, Metazoa, Chordata, Mammalia, Rodentia, Bathyergidae. The record is from RefSeq and is a predicted model, not a curated record. Bases 22 to 2880 code for a protein of 952 amino acids.